AUGUUUAAUGGCUUAAAACAGCGCCCUGAUAUAUACCCCCACUUUUACGCGGAUGCCAACCGCAUUCACUGGCGUGAAGCAGGACAAAAUAUACAUUUCUUUCGGUUUCCUAUUUCUAACAACGAGUUGAUUCAAAAAUGGAUUAGUGCAAUAAAAAGAAAAAAUUUUGAGGCAAAUCAAUGGAGUCGGAUAUGUAGUGUUCAUUUUACAGAACAAGACUAUCAAGUUAGACCUGGGGCACAUAGACUAUUAUUAAAAGACAAUGCAGUUCCAUCAGUAUUCCCAUCAUUUCCAUCCUACCUUCAAACACCAAUUGCAAUUCCUAGGAAACCACCUACAUUAAAGAACUGUUGUGAUAAAGAUCUAACUGUAAAUCAAUUAGAAGACAAUGUUAAUGAAUGUGACGACAUGUAUCGAGUUAGUAAUUUUAAGAGCGUGAAAGUACAAACUGACACCUAUUAUCCAAAUGAAAAAAUUCUUAAAAAUAAAAUUAAAAUAUUACAGCAAAAACUAAGAAGGAAAAAUAAAAAAAUUGAAAAUUUAGAAGACUUAUUAAGUAAUUUAUAAAACAGAGGACUUCUUGAAGAUGAACCACAGACUAUUAUUGCUUCUAAU
Messenger RNA from Rhopalosiphum padi (bird cherry-oat aphid), 615 nucleotides. Its product is annotated as THAP domain-containing protein 1-like. The coding region runs from base 1 to 567 and encodes 188 amino acids. The transcript has 4 exons. Lineage: Eukaryota; Metazoa; Arthropoda; Insecta; Hemiptera; Aphididae. The record is from RefSeq and is a predicted model, not a curated record.